This is a messenger RNA of Solenopsis invicta (red fire ant), 2347 nucleotides long. It is a transcript of the gene Mad1, whose product is annotated as mitotic spindle assembly checkpoint protein MAD1. Gene Ontology annotation, cellular component: nuclear envelope; mitotic spindle; kinetochore. Bases 212 to 2248 code for a protein of 678 amino acids. The transcript has 7 exons. The record is from RefSeq and is a predicted model, not a curated record. Gene Ontology annotation, biological process: mitotic spindle assembly checkpoint signaling; attachment of mitotic spindle microtubules to kinetochore. NCBI's taxonomy places the organism in Eukaryota, Metazoa, Arthropoda, Insecta, Hymenoptera, Formicidae.
UCAAUAUGUAUAUAUAUAUGUAUAUAUGGCUGAUAUACUACGUAUCACUACGUAUUUCAGCAUUGUUAGUGCCCGGUGUUAUUCUGUAUUAUUCGCAGUCGUGAUUCGUUUAAUCCUAUUUAUUUCUGACAAUUAUAAUAGAGAAGGACAAAGUAUAUAUAAGGAAAGCUGAAGAAACGAAUGAAUAGUCAUUAUAAGCAAUUAUUAAAACAUGAGUGACCAGGAUCCGACGAGUAUUAUCAAUAUGAUAAAAGACCUACGUUCUGGAGCAGAAUCUUAUCGUAGAAGUGCCGGAGUACCGGUGCGUUUCUCAGGAACUGGUUACAUAUCUUCGAAAUUUAAUGACAGUUCGGAUGACAGUAUCGUUUCACCUAAGCGGCCGAGAAUGGAUGAUUCCGAUACAUCUGUAAACAAUAAAACUCAAUCUGAUUUUGUCCCAGGUAGUCCAUGGGAAUGGCGACGUAUGAAAGGAGAGGUUAUAUCAUUAAAAACUAGACUGACUCAACAAGAGGCAGCUGUGCAACAACUACACAAUAUACGCAGACAGAUGGAGGAAGUCUUUGAGAAGGAGAAAGGUCUCUUGCAAGUUCAAACGGAGCAGAAUAAACAAACUAUUCAACAGCUUGAAGUUCGACUUGAUGUUGCACGGCGAACAAUUCAGGAUGCAAGAGAGGCUCAUGAUACUGCAGAGAAAGAAUGGUCCCAAACGAGGAACAAUUUGGAAAGAAAAAUAGCGUCGUUGUUAAAUGAAAAUGCAAAAUUAUCUGAGAAUUUAAGAAUUGCCUCUGCAAACGAAAAGUCUCCUCCUGCUAAGGAAAUCAGUGAGUCAAGUGAAUUACAAAUGAAACUUGAAACUGCAGAAGCUAAAGCAGCAGUCCUAGAAGAGAGGAUGAAGGAUUAUCUCAAAAUGCAACAAGAUUAUGAAUUGCAAAACGUGGAAGUACAGAAUAUGAAAAUAAAGCUAGAAAAAUUAGAAUCGGAAAGAGCAUUGUGGGAAGAAGGGAAACUAUUAGCAGGAAGAGCUGCAAGAGCGAAUGACCUCGAGAAAGAAUUGAAUACAGCGAAAAAGAAGAUUGUAGUACUAAAAGAAUCAGUCAGGGAGAAAUUACUUUUGGAAGAACAAAUGGCUAAUAUAACGAAAAGGCUGGAGCACACUGAAAAAGUAGAGCAGCAAGUGGCAGUGUUAGAGGCAAAGCGAUCCGAACUUACACUUCGCUUACAGGAAUAUGAAACGAUUGGUAUUAUUGGUGGACCCAUGGCGAUGAAACGAGAGCUGAACAGACUUCAGCAAGCUGAACUGGACCUGAAAGCGGAAGAGGGCCAGCUCAGAUCAAAAUUGGACGCCGCUUUGCGAGAAUCGCAGAAUCUAUCAAAGAAUUACGAGGAUACAAAGAAACUGGCUGCUGAGAUGACGGUGUCAAAAGAGAAAUUGAGCAAACUCGUGAGCAGGCUUCAGAAGAAGAUGAUUCUUGUCACCAGAGAGAGGGACAGUUACAGACAGCAAUUAGAUUUAUACGAGAAAGAAAUAACGGUGGACGGUAACAGUGCGAUGACCGAGAGAAUACCGGCUUUGGAACGCGUUAUAGACGGUUAUAGGGACUUAGUCAAUAAAUUGGAAACUGAUCUUCAAGCGGUCGAGACUGGCACUCAGAAGAACGAGUGCAAUAAAUUGAGAGAAGAAAUCGAGCAGUUGAGAGGCGAGCUCGUACAUCGCGCAUUGAAGGGCGACUUCAAUUGCAACGCUCGAAUUUUACACUUCACAAUGAAUCCCGCAGCAAUAGCAGAAAGACAAGCUGAGGAGAAACAAGCAGCUCUAUUACGAGAAGUGGAGGAUCUUCGUGCCAUGGUAGCGUCAGGAAAUUAUGGAGCGACCGUUUCAUCAUUGCAGACGCAAGAAAUUGCGGAGCUGAAGCAAACACAUGAAAUAAAGAUAGCGCGUUUGAAGGAAGCUUUCAAAGCGUCAUCGCAAGAAUACCGCCAAGCGUGUUACCAGUUGUUCGGUUGGAGAGUGGAUCGAACGAAAGAGGGUUGCUACAAGCUAUCGAGUCAAUAUGCCGAAUCGGCGGAUGACUUCCUGUUUUUUCAUGUCGGCGAAGAAGGUGUGGAUAUGUUGGAAACCGAUUUUUCUGCGAACUUAGGUAACUUAAUUGAGCAAUACUUACAGAGGCAGCAUAGUGUUCCCAUGUUCCUUAACGCUGUACAAUCCGAUUUGUUCAGCCAGCAAACGAUCACAAAUGUCAUGACAUAAUAUUGUUUAUGAAUAAAACCGAUACUUCUAUUAAGCUUCAAUAUACAAUGGAUAAUAAAUAUACAAUGAAUAAAUAAUUUCUAUGAUCUGUACGAAAAA